GUACCCUGAUAGACGACUUAAUGGCAACUCAGUUCCUUCCAAUCCAAGUAUGGCGAUCGUGCCGGUCCAACAGCCGCUCAUGACUGUACCUCAAGAUGGGAACUCAAACAAUACACAGGCGUCGGAUGGCCAGUACCAUGGACAGUAUCAAGGUGGUAACUAUCAAGAGAACGGAUGGCUACGGAAUCGUGUGUUCGCGCUAGAAGGGCAGGUUGCUGAGAUGAAGACUCGGCAUGAUGCUGAGAUGGCGCGAGAAAGAAAAAAGAAGGAUAAAGAAGACUUUCAUAUGGCUAUUAGUGAGAAGAUGACGAGCAAGCUUGACUUUAUGUGUGAAAUAUUGUUAUGCAAGAAGGGGAAGGAGGCGGAUGAGGGUGUAUCGAAACUCCGAGAAGGGAUUGGGGAACUGAACAGACGUAUACAAGAGUGUGUUGGCCCCUCGAGUACGGCGCAAGCUACGAUGGAACUCGAGGCGAUGGGACACCUUCGGAAGGAACAGGAGGAGAGGUCGAUGUUGGAGAAAAGACUCUCAACUUUGGAGAAAGAGACUUCUGAACUUUGCAAGCUCAUGGAUGUGGCACAAAAACAAGCAGAGUUGUGGAAAGAAGAAGCACUACGGCCUGGAAACAAACGCACCUGUCGUGGUAUGGCUGCAACUACUAGCCCCUACCAACACAUUCGCGAGACCCCGAAGAAGCCAACACAAGUGACGAUGGUGAGAGAUGAAUAUCUCGGAUGGGUUGUGAAAAGACACGCGCUUGAAGUGACAGCGUUGAGAGAGUCAAGGGCACGUGAGUUGAAUGGACGACGAGAAGUCAAGCAGGAGUUAGAGAGGGAAGAAUUGGCGAAUCGACGUGCGGCUCUGGCAUUCGACAAGGGUCGUGCUGGAGAAACGAAGGGAAAAGGAGUUGUUAUUGAGGAUAGCGAUAAUACUUCAGGCGGCAACGAUGAAGAAGGCCUCAACGAUGUCGGGGGUGAUGUCGGAUCUUCGUAGUGUCUUCCCCGAAUGCGGUUGUGCUUUGGAAGUUCGCGCGCCAAUGUUUUAGCAUUCGCUGAUCUACUACGGUGUAAAGUUCUCAACAC
Chara braunii is the source of this 1080-nucleotide messenger RNA. The record is from the annotation of a GenBank genome assembly. Lineage: Eukaryota; Viridiplantae; Streptophyta; Charophyceae; Charales; Characeae.